Penicillium egyptiacum is the source of this 360-nucleotide messenger RNA. NCBI's taxonomy places the organism in Eukaryota, Fungi, Ascomycota, Eurotiomycetes, Eurotiales, Aspergillaceae. The record is from the annotation of a GenBank genome assembly.
AUGCGCGCCACUUCCAUCCUCAGCGGUACCGCCCGCACUCCCCUCAUUCGCUUCGUUGGCAAGCGCUCCGUCCCUAAGUCCAUCGACCACUCUCCUCGCGUCCACCCCGCCUCUCCCACCGGCUCGCUCCCUGACUCCUUCGCCACCUACCGUGCUAAGGCUCAGCAGCACGGCCCGCUCGGUCGCUCUUCCUUCAACAGCACCAUCGGUGGCACCGCCGGCGCCUCGCUGGGCCCCGUCAAGCCCCAGAGCGGCGAGUUCUUCGAUCGUGCUGAGCUCCCCUCGCGCUUCGGCCGUCUACCCUGGACUCAGGCCGAGAUUGAUGCCAUUGAGACUGGCGGCGCGAGCAUGUUCGCAUAA